Molecule: messenger RNA, 318 nt
Organism: Penicillium mononematosum
Lineage: Eukaryota; Fungi; Ascomycota; Eurotiomycetes; Eurotiales; Aspergillaceae
Exons: 1
Coding region: 1-318 (105 amino acids)
Source: RefSeq, a predicted model, not a curated record
AUGGCAUACAAGGUACGAAAGGCAAAUAUAUUUACCUACGCAAAAUUUAAUGUCCCAGCCCUCCUAUCACUCGCCGAGAGCAUUCGCGGGAAGGAAUGCUCUUGUGACGAAACCCAGCGCCCUAGUAGUGGUAGCCUGAAUUGGGUCGUCUUCAUCUCUUUUGAUGAUGGGGUUGAAUGGGUUUUCAGGUCGCCGCGGAGAUCGUUCGGGCUCCAGAAAACCACUGCUGGUGAGGUGCUUGUGAGUGAGGUAGCAACGAUGAACUACCUCAGAGAAAUGGGCAAGAUUCCUGUUCCAGAAGUGUUCUCUUACUGGUAA